CUUUUUCUUACAGCAUUUGUGCAUUUUUAUUUCCUUUUUGUUUCUAGUGAGAAUUUCUUUCCGUUUCUCUGGACACGUUACUUUUAUGUUUACCUGUGUGCUGCCGUAUUAUCUUUGAGGUGGUGGUUUGGCUUUUUUUUGGUUGCCGUUGUUUCUAAGUUCUUCAAUUAUUUUCCUGAAACUUUUCUAAUACACCUUUUUCACUGGCCUCUUGUUUACUUUGUACGAUCUUUUAACAAUACAGAAUUAGCCUUAAAAAACCUGAUGUCUUAGUUUAAAUACUGGAUGUAAUUUUUCAGGAAUCUGCAUAAACAGUCCUUUUGCUUAAGCUGUAUGGAGUGAUUUGAGGGUCAUAAUUUUCUUAGUUUCAUGCUUAUUUUAAGCAUGGAAUAUAACUUGAGGAUUUUUAUUUUUUUUUGGUAGGCUUGGUUUCGUAAAACUCCUCCGCCACUGGAACUGGUGAAAAUGCUGCGUGGAGAUUAGGAUGAGUAGGCUUGUAUGCCUACUUCUUUUUGGUUUUGUCUUUCUUUUUUCCAUAAUCAGUUAGUGUGCAGCUUUGCAGUAUUUUUAACUAACUCAACUUUGGUACAGUUCCAUUGACGUGAACUUGAGUGACUUUAGUUUUUAUUAUGAGGUCACUGAAAGCAGCAAUAUACACUAAAUUCCACUAAUAAAAAGCUGAAUUUCUGCUCUGAAGGACUUCCAGUUAAAUAUGCAAGGUGCACAACUAAUGGAAGAGAGAAAUGAUGGCGGAUGAUUUAGAAAAAUUUAUUGAAAACCAGAAGGCCAGGCUGGCACAAGAUAAGGCAGAACUUGAAAAUGAUCCACCUUACAUGGAAAUGAGGAAUAAGGAAUCCGAGAAACUUUCUGAAACUAGCAAGAUGUUCAUCUCCAUGGCUAAAGAAAAUAUACCUCCAAAUAGUCAACAGAACUAUCCUUUAGGUGACUAUGGCUUGAGUUUACCUCUUGGAGAAGAAUAUGAACGAAAAAAACAUAAACUCAAAGAGGAACUUCGACAAGAUUACAGGCGAUAUCUUUCUCAGGGUAUUUCACAGGCAAAAAGAAAGAAAAAUUAUCUCACUGCUGGUGAAGUAGAUCCACAUACUCAGGGAUUAUCUCUUCCUAUUGAUGAGCGAAAAUCUGCCAAGGAGAGAUUACGGCUUGAAAGAAACAAGGAGUACAAUCAAUUUCUCAGGGAUAAAGAAGAAUGGAAUGAAAGGCUAAGGAAAUUAGGAAAGAAAAACAGAGAGAAUGAGAUGCACAGGAAUAAAACACCUAUUGCUGUUACCAGGCUCCAGCCAGAAUUACAUACAGAAGUCCAGCCCUGUAAUACAGGUGCAGAACCUCCCAAGAAGGAUGCUUUUACUUCCACAGAAGGUUGUGAAGAGCUGAUAAAUAAGAGAUGGCUGGAGGAAGACAGGUACCACAGGUUAGAUGAUGAGGUUGAGUUGAGAAGUCGACUAUUAAAUAAAAGACUUGAUGAGGAUUUGGAUGUUCCCAGUCGAAGACAUCAUGGAUUUUCUAGCCAAUCUGUAAUUCCUACUAGGAAGCAUCACAGAUUUGAUGAAGAUGGUGAUUUUGGUAGAAGAUACUACAGACUGGACUAUGAUCCUGAGACAAAUGCAGAAAUGGACCCUAGAUUUAGAUGUGAAAGCACCUAUGACAGAAAAACUCCCCGGGGUUUUUAUGCUGAAAGGCCCUUUCUGAAUGGAAUGGUAAGAGAUGUACCUGCAGAUUAUGAAGACAAAUUAAAGGAGAGAGCACGUGUGCGGCCGUUCUCAAGAACUGGAGAUUCUAGAAAUCAGGUACAGAUUAGUUCUUCAGCUAAUGAACAGGCCAAGUCUGCAGCUGAAGGGCGGUAUGCAACAGGCCUUGUUCUUGGUGGUCAGGACCGAGAACUUCUCCGAAGGAGAAAGGAGAAAUACAGACAAGAACUAAUGGAACAGAUCGCUGAGCAACAGCGAAAUAAGAGACGUGAGAAGGAACUUGAGCUCUCAGUUGCUGCUUCUGGAGCUCGAGACCCAGAAAAGAAGCCAAAUAGAUUGAAGCAGUUUGGCUUAACAGCAAGAGCUUUUGAAGAGAAAGUACCUCCUGAAAGGCCCAGGGUGGCUUUCCAAACUCCAAUGCCUGCCCGUUCAGCCUCUCCUGUGAAUGAAGACUCUCAGAGUGAUAAAGACUUCCAGAGGGGUGUAGUCAGCAGUCUUGGGGAAAUGGCAGCUCCCAGUUGUACAACAAACCAAGGAAUUGUGUCCAUUUCUUCUUUAAGGCUUGCACCAUUGCCACCGCCUCCACCACCAGUUUUGACAGACAACUAUAAAACACCUUAUGAUGAUGCUUAUUACUUUUAUGGCGCUAGGAAUCCUUUGGAUCCUGCUCUUGCAUACUAUAGUACAGAUAUGAUGGGGACACAACCAAUGCCUGGUCUGGAUCCUUUAGGCCAAGCUCCAGUAGAGCAGCCUGUAAGUAACAUUGGACAGAGGAAUACAGGAGACAGACAAAGAAGCAUAGGAGUGUAUUCUGAAGAAAAAACAAAGCCUUCCAAAGAGGCAACAUUAUCUUAUCAACAAGAAUUACAGCAACAGAUAAAAGAGAGAGAAGAGCGACGCAGACAAGAGCGAGAGGAGAAGGAGAAGUUAGAUGCAGAAAUGAGGAAUUACAAUCCUUGGGGAAGAGGUGGUGGUGGUGCUCCUCUGAAAGAUGCAGAAGGAAAUCUAAUAACGGACUUGAAUAUCAUGCACAAGCGAAAUGAAGAGGCAUAUCAUAAUCCAGAGGCAAGACUAUAUGAAGAUAAAAGGGCUAUUGUUGACCUAAGUUUGGCCUCCUCGAGACCUGAGAACUCAGAAGCAUCUACAAAUAAAAUAGCAGGUAUUACAUUUGCACAGGCCUCUCCUUUUGCUCGAGGUAAUGUGUUUGGUGAACCUCCAUCUCCAGAGCAGCUUAAGCGACAGGAAUCCUACAAGAACUUCCUGCGUCUACAGAUUGAAGAAAAGAGACGUAGGGAAGAAGCAGAGCGAGAAAAACUUAGAAUGGAAGAAGAAAAAGAAGAAAAACGACUCGCAGAGCAGAGGAUGAGAAUUCAAAAAGCAUAUGAAGAGGAACUAGAGGAGAGAAGGAGGAAAGAUGAGGAGCGAAGGUUGAAAAAUAAAGCAGUAAUUCACUUAGAGGAAGAAAGGAAAAAAGAGGCAGAAAAACAGCGAAAAGAAAAAGAAAAGCAAGAGGAACAACUUAGACAAUAUUUUGAGAAAGAAAAGAUGGAAGAGGAAAAGAAGAUGUUAUCACGACAAUCUUCGCCCAUCAUUCCCGCUCUUCAGAACAAAUCAGUAAGGAAAGAAGAGAGGAUUUCCUCUGCUGAGAGCCAUCUGUCCCACUAUGCACAGGAUCCUGCACAGCCAAGAGCUCCUUCUCCACCUGUCCCUGCUAGAAGGAAUCAGCUGCGUUCAUUAGAGGAAAGGAAGAAUGUGAUAAAUGAAUUAUCAGAGAUGAGGAAGCAGCUUCGUAGUGAAGAGAGGAGACUGCAGGAACAGUUGCUAAAUGUGGCCAGUCAUGAUAAUGUACCAAUUACACGCAGGAGGAGAGAGAAGAAUCCAAGGGACAUAUUUGAGAUGGCCAGGCUUCGUCUGCAGGCUCCAGUUCGGCGACCUUCCUUAAAGGAGGCACAAGAUCCUGUCAAUAUACAGAAUAUCUGGGAAUUUAAUGAACUUAAAUACAAAGAUCCUGAAACUCGUAUGGGCUUGAGGCAAAUGUAUCCUGAUCCUCCAAGAGAUGACCAGACUCUAGAAAUUCAACAGCAGGCACUGUUGAGGGAGCAGCAGAGGAAACUUGACAGAAUGAGAAUGAGGAGAGAAACAGAAGCUUUUGAUGAUCAAGAUGAUUCUGCUUUGGACAGCUACCCAGAAACCAUGGGCCCGUUCAGGACCAAAUCUAGUGAAUUCCAGAAAAAUUCACUGUUGGAAUCGGAUAGUGCUUUUAUUGGUGCUAAUGGGGAAACGUUUUCUGCCCUAGAAGAAGUGAAUUUAUUACCACAGCAUCCAUCUUCUGCAAGGGAGAGGAGACGACUAAAGCAGAGAGCUUUGGAGAGUGCUGAGGAAGUUCCACCGGGGCAGACACUGUUGCUGCAGCCUGACAGCUUCUCUUUGCACUCAAACUUCAGCCUCGAUGUUGAUCAGGUGAAAGGCAGAAAUGAGGAACGACUGCACAGACUUACUGAGCUCCAGCAGAAAUCUCCUUCCUUGGGUGAUGACAUUUCCUUAGGAGACGUGGACGACCUUCUGAAGCGCUCUCAGUCCCACGCCAGCUCCACUGACACGGUGGCGACAGAGCCCUGGCUGCGGCCGGGAACGUCGGCCACGCUCCGGCGGCUGCUGGCGGAGCAGCCAGGCUCAGCAAGGCUGUCCCCGGAGAAGGCGCUGCCGCUGGGCUGGCAGGGCCUCUCCACGGCGCACGGCUGACUGCGCCCGGAGAGCCGCGGCCGAGGAGGAGCGCCCGCACCGCUGCCUGCCGCGGAAUCCUGCAGGGAGAGGCCUCUCCCGUGUACCGUGUGGAGCUGUGUGUGGAACUGGAAACAGCAAUAAUAAAGGAUCAGACACUGCAGUGGAACCGAGGUGUAGCCCAGGGAUGGUUUCUGUUCCAUGACGUGGGAAAUGGAGGAAUAGCUUGGCAGCUUUUGCACUUUUUAUACAACUUAAGUUUCAGCCUCAGAAACAGUGUGGUGUGUAUGAAUUUGAUAUUAAAUCAGAGAUAUUUUUUAGCUUUAUAGUCAAAACUUUUAAAACUUGCUGGCAUUAGGACAGCCCCACAGCACAAGGGCAUUAGGUUUUUUACCCAAAGAGUGAGUAACUUGAAGAAGGACACUUGGUUUUCACACAGAAUAAAUGCUGUCCUGCAUGAAAGCACAGCUAACACUUUCAUAGUCAUUUUUUUUCCUAUCAGCAAUCUGUCUUACAUUCCCAAACUUGUCAUGUGCUGAAAAUACAGAUACUGUUGAAUAUAUUUAUGUUUCUGAUUGAAGAGUUUAAUAAAGUAUUUUGUUACUAAAAUUA
This is a messenger RNA of Parus major (Great Tit), 5039 nucleotides long. It is a transcript of the gene CSPP1, whose product is annotated as centrosome and spindle pole associated protein 1. Bases 744 to 4448 code for a protein of 1234 amino acids. Lineage: Eukaryota; Metazoa; Chordata; Aves; Passeriformes; Paridae. Gene Ontology annotation, biological process: positive regulation of cytokinesis. The record is from RefSeq and is a predicted model, not a curated record. The transcript is spliced from 31 exons. Gene Ontology annotation, cellular component: microtubule; centrosome; spindle pole.